CGGGUCCCUCUCACGAGUCACGGCGUAGAGUUCAUCCCCUUCCUUGGUAUUGGUUCCUAUGCAGGGGCAGUCCCCUGUUCAAACCGUCGAAUCGGAAGCCGAGGCCAGCAUGAAUCCAACCAGGAGAGGAUAGCAAAUCCGGAGCGGGAGCAGCAGUAGCAGAUCGAUCCGGUAAUGGAGGCAGCGGCAAGGGGGGAUGGCGACGACCCCCUCAUCCCCGUCCGCCCCGCGUGGUGGCACCGUAACCGGGGCUUCGUACGGAGUCGCGCGGCGACGCUGAGCAGGCGACCCGCCGCCGAGGCGGAGCGUGGCAGAGAGCCGGCCUCCAAGAAGUCCAUGGCGGACCUGCUCGUGCCGCCGGCGGCGGAGGUGCGGGAUCUGGAUUGCGCGGUCUGCCUUGAGGACCUGGUGGCCGGAGGCAGGAAGCUCAGGAAGAUGGGCUGCUCCCACUCCUUCCACCAGCGCUGCAUCUUCCGCUGGCUGCACGUCAGCCGGCUCUGCCCGGUGUGCCGCUUCCCGAUGCCCUCCCGGCCCGACGGCGAGCACGUCGGCGACGAGGUGGAGCGGGAGCUCGCGGCUGAGGAGGAAGAUGCUGCUGAUGAGGAAAAGGUUGCAUCAACUGAAGAAGGUUCAUCAGCGACUGAAGAACGUUCGGAAGGUUCAUCGAGUGAGUGAACUAAGCUAAUGAUUCAUCUGAUUAGCGAUGAUGGUGAGUAAUGAUUUUAGUCAGAUUCGAAAUGGCUCUCCUUUCUUACUGCAUAUGAAUAUUUGUUUAGCGGCUCUUUUACAAGCAGUACUACAACCAGAAGCUAGCAAAGAUGUCAUUUUUCUUUA
Molecule: messenger RNA, 834 nt
Organism: Hordeum vulgare subsp. vulgare (domesticated barley)
Lineage: Eukaryota; Viridiplantae; Streptophyta; Magnoliopsida; Poales; Poaceae
Product: E3 ubiquitin-protein ligase SIRP1-like
Exons: 2
Coding region: 175-675 (166 amino acids)
Biological process (GO): protein ubiquitination
Cellular component (GO): cytoplasm
Molecular function (GO): ubiquitin protein ligase activity
Source: RefSeq, a predicted model, not a curated record